Molecule: messenger RNA, 1166 nt
Organism: Vitrella brassicaformis
Lineage: Eukaryota; Vitrellaceae
Source: the annotation of a GenBank genome assembly
UCACUUGCCCAUGAUGGCCUGCAGGUCGUCAGCCGAGAGGUCCCACCCGGGCGGGACGUGGCCGCUGUCAUCACUGACACCGAAGAGUGCGGGCAGCAAGCCCAGACACUCCUCAGGGUCGGUGAUGAGGUAGGACUCGGCCUGGACCUCCUCCGCACGAGGAGGGGCUGGAAGGCCAGGGAGAGAGAGAGGAGGGCCACCACGACCGUGAGAGAGCGGCAAGGCAUCCUUGCUCGCGAGGGGUCGAGAGUGUGCGGGUAGCGCGCGCGGGAGUUUGCGGGUGCGGAGGCGUGCGGGGGAAGGGAACCUGAAAUAACACCACACGACAUCGCAACGCAUAUAUGCAAAGAGAGGGCAGGAUGUAUGUGUGUGACCUCAAGGGUUACGGGUGGCGCUCAUCCACUUCAUCGAGGUAGGUGGCCUUGUUGACCUCGCUCCGCUCGACCGUCGCCCUUGCCCUCUCCAACCAUUCCUCCCUAUCGUCCUCCUCGGCAGCAGCAGCGUCCGUGUCGUCGCGGUCACCUCGAUCAGAGCCCCGCAGCGCCUCCUCCCCAUCCUGAUCCAGCUCGUGGAUCUCGGCCGCAGUGCCGAAGCGCUCAGGGAUGAGAAGGGGCGCGCCGCUCUCCAUCUCGAUGUGCCAUCUGCCGUCCUGCUGAUAAAGGUUGACCCGACCGUCAACGAUACGAGGCUGACGGUCGGUCGCCCUGAUGAGCUGGCAGAUGGGCACCACGACGACAUUGCACCAAAUGAUUGUGCACCACUUGAACCUGAGAAGCACAGGUAGCGAAGACGCCAAGCAAUACGACACAAAUGUAUGCCACCAUGGCUAGGAUACGCCCACCCAUUGGGCAGAGCUUGCAUAUGAUGAAGAUUAUGUCGGUGAUUACCCACGGCAUGUUCCAGUGCUUGUUGAUGCGGCACUGCCCAUUGGUGAGGUCCAGGUAGCGGAGCACGCGCCGGAUUUCGCUGUGCUGACACACCACAGUGAAACGAAGAGAUGCAUACAUCGCACUCGCAUUCAAUCACUGCCUCUCUGUCCUGCCACGGACGCAUGCCUUACGUGUUGGUUCGUCUCGAUGCGGGGUGCUGAAGUGGAGGAGGUAGCCGAACAGCUCCAUGCAGCUAGCUGUCGAAGCCCUCGAACUCGAUGCGGUGGACGUCGGCAU